This is a messenger RNA of Penicillium taxi, 258 nucleotides long. RefSeq lists its product as uncharacterized. The record is from RefSeq and is a predicted model, not a curated record. Bases 1 to 258 code for a protein of 85 amino acids. The transcript has a single exon. NCBI's taxonomy places the organism in Eukaryota, Fungi, Ascomycota, Eurotiomycetes, Eurotiales, Aspergillaceae.
AUGAAUUAUCGCAGGAACUGCAUCACCUCGCACCAAGCUCUACUAAAGCCUCUCAUCGGCAAGAUUCACUUCCAACGAGAACAUGAUGCCGAAAAUACACUGAGAUGUCCUUUGUCCCUGCAAGGUCGCAAAAAUGAUAAGCCGCCACCAUGCAUGCAGUGUAAAGUUUUCAGAUGCAUCGUUGCUCACCGGUAUCUUCGGCGUUUCAUGUCUAACUUUGCCGAUAUGCCAGUCACAGUCGAAGCCGCCAGUCCCUAA